This is a messenger RNA of Rhopilema esculentum, 2882 nucleotides long. Lineage: Eukaryota; Metazoa; Cnidaria; Scyphozoa; Rhizostomeae; Rhizostomatidae. The record is from RefSeq and is a predicted model, not a curated record.
ACAUGCUACGUAGUAAGAAAAAAAACCAUCACAGAGGAAAAACAAGAAGAACGGCAAAAUCUCGGGGAAGUUCGAAACUUAUGGAUAAAAGGAGAAAAGCAAAACUCGAUAUGAAAAAUAAAGACGACAUUAGCUGUGAAAAUUCUGCAAAUAAUGGUAAGGCGAAGGAGGAUGGUAAUUUUGAUAACGAUUUCAAAUGGCAACAACUUUUAAAGCUAUAUUCUUAGUUUUGAGCCAAAUGACUUGAUCAAGUCUCAACCUACGAUGUAAAGAUUUUUAACACAUGGACGAAAUUACUCAUAUUCCUUAACAUUAUAUCUAAAAAAACCAAGUUUGUCAUUGAAAUCAACUAACUAAACAACUUUGUAUCUUUGCUUUGCUUUGCUAUUUAAGUAUUAAAAAAAUUUUCAUUGGACAAAAAUCUUAUUUAAAAUCCCCUGUAGCUACAUGUUUUGUCAUUUUUAGGCAAAAGUGUAAGCAGCAGAAAGAGAAAUCAUAGGGACAAGAUAAGACAUCAUGAGAGCAAAGACGUAAUUUUUCUUUUGGAGGCAGCAAGAGACGAAAUCUUCCGAAUGAAGGAAAAGACCUUGUCCAAUCUUGCUAGAGCUGCUGCAAAAGCACAGAAAGCAAUUGAAGGACUUCAGCACGUGGUUAGAGAGCACAUCAACUCAAAGCAAGUAAAGACGAGGCAGCUCCGCGAGGCAUCAAAAGAAAUCAAUCUUGUGCGAUUCGUGUUUGACUUCAGGGCAUAUGAAGUGCCAGGAGAAUACGAAGAGGACGAAAACAAGGAAGAAGCAAAAAAUGACAAGAAACACCAAGAAAAGUCAUUCAGCAUUCCUAACACACACACACAAGCUUCAAUGAAAAGAAUAGGAAAAGACCAGGGCGGUUGUUCAAAAUUGAAAAUGACGUUUAAAAAGACAAAAGCACGAACGAAAGUGACAACUGUUCUCAAUUCUUGUAUCCAUGGCGAGAAAACAACAGGCAGUUUGGUGACACAAAAGCCUAACGGUGUUGAAGGAAGGCAAAACCAAGGUAAAGAAGUAAACAAUAAGAUGAGACAUUCUAUGGGCAAUAGAGACACGAAUAACGGAAAAGAGAUUGAUCCAAUAUGGUUUCGCGAGAGCAAAGACAUAAUUCAUUAUCUGGAGGCAGCAAGAGACAAAAUUUACCGAUUGAAGAAAAGUACUUUGUCCAACCUUGGUAGGGCUGCUGCAAAGGCUCAAAAGGCAAUUGAGGGACUUAAACACGUGGUUAGAGAGCACAUUAACGCAAAGCAAGUAUCUACGAGGCAGCUCCGUAGUGCAUCAAAAGAAAUCAAUCUUGUGCGAUUCGUCUUUGACUUCAGGGCAUUUGAAGUGCCAGGAGAACACGAAGAGGACAAAACACACGGAGAAGCAAAAAAGGACAAAAAGCAGGAAGAAAAUUCAUUAAGCAUUCCACCAUUUUCCAUCACACAUGUCCCAAUAACAGCAAUGGGAGAAAGCCAAGGUGAUCAUUCAAAAUUGAAAGCAGAAAAUGAUAUAACCAAAGUUAGGGCUAGACGGCCGGAACUGUUGGCUAUUUCUGACAGUGGAGAAAGAACAAAGAAAGAGCUGUUUGCACAAAAUACUAAUGCUGUGAAAGCAAUACAAAAGCAAGGAAGUCCUUAUGCCAAUGACGCCAAACCUGUAAAAGAAAUGGUUUCUGAGAAUAGCAAGAUGCAAAACGAAAGAUUCUCGCUGGACAAAGAAAAAGAAAGAGUAACGUCGGUGCCAGCGUACCGUCCGAUGCCAUUACCGCUUUUGGUUUUAGAGAACCUAGUAGUAAUAAGACCAAUCGUUCCGAGAAAGAAUGAAUGUAGUGAAAGGUCAACGCCAAGUGUAAGAAAAGAGAAAUUCAAGGGUGAAAUAUACGAGAUUAAUACAAACAGAGAGAUUAAUGGUACGAUAGGGAGCUUUCAAAAAGAGAAUGAGUUAGUAUUGGGCUCAUCAGUCAAGACCGUAGAAGAUGCCAAUGGGUCGACCACGACCACGGUUUUGAUGGAAAAUGUUAAACGUAUGUCUGUUGGAUGUUGUUCAAUCCGGCUAGAGGCAGAUGAAGAUGUCUAUGCAAAUCUAAACCAACAAAAAUUGAUUUGGGAAGCCUGCCCAAGUGACGUGAAACAAGAUCCUCUAGCUCCAUUUGAGCCCAAAGCACAUGUGUGCCCACUAUUUGCCACAAUGGACGCAGAGAAAAGUUUAUCUCUCAACAUUAUAACCAACGAACCACCCAGAACGCAACAAUUGAAAUUUCCACUUGUUGUACGAACAACAGCAAACACUCAAGGCAAUGAAAGUUGUUUGGCUGUCGAUGUUUCCCCUCGUUAUCUAGCACCGAAGGAAGAGGAAAACAUAUCCAGUGAUGUUUGUCAAGCAAGAAUCUCAAACAUUUCAAACGAAGUGGCAUUUCUUCCAACUAGUAGAGGAUUUUCAUUGCAGGUGGAACCACUAGCAAUCAACACAACAAAUAUCGAAGCUGAAAGAUAUGAACCUGUCCAAAUUUCAACUGAAACGGAGAUGGGGACAAAUGUCUCCGUAAACAGUGACAAAUGUUUUUACGAAGAUGUUCAAGAAAAUGCACGGAAAGAAGAGGCGGAAGAAAAGAAGAUCACUGUUGACUCAUUCAGUUCAAAAAUCUCAACGACAGCAGAGAAUAUAAACAAUUCUGAGAUUCCAGUCACAAAGACACCCCAGAAAUCUUCUGCUGAUACUGUUUCAUCAGAUUUGCGACGCAAUGAAAAGGCAUCUCAUGUGGUUUCGACAAAUGCAAUAAAACUUGAGGCACACGAUGAUGAUUAUUGUGUCGCCGGCUCAUCGAAUGUCUCUAUAAUUACUAACAAAGGGUUCCUGGUACAACUGUAA